Triticum urartu is the source of this 865-nucleotide messenger RNA. RefSeq lists its product as uncharacterized. Gene Ontology annotation, molecular function: double-stranded DNA binding. The record is from RefSeq and is a predicted model, not a curated record. NCBI's taxonomy places the organism in Eukaryota, Viridiplantae, Streptophyta, Magnoliopsida, Poales, Poaceae. Gene Ontology annotation, biological process: developmental process; regulation of DNA-templated transcription.
CGGACAAAACGACCAGGUACUGGCGUUUUUACAAAGAAAAAUCCGGAUGGACUAGUAUUAACCGUCGACGUCAUGCGGGAGCGCGUCGAGUUUCUCCGCUCCCUCGGCCUCGGCCCCGACGACCUCGCCGCCUACCCGCUCGCCCUCGGCAGCAGCGUCCGCAAGAACAUGGUCCCCGUCCUUGACUACCUCGGCAAGAUCGGCGUCCGCCGCGACGAGCUCCCGCACCUGCUCCGCCGCUACCCGCAGGUGCUCCACGCCGGCAUCGUCGUCGACCUCGCGCCCGUCGUCAAGUACCUCCAGGGGAUGGACGUCAAGCCCGGCGACGUGCCGCGCGUGCUCGAGCGCUACCCGGAGCUCCUCGGCUUCAAGCUCGAGGGCACCUGUCCAGUUCCUGUCCAUAGCUGUAGCACAAGGGGUUCACAUGCUCUCUCGCAUGCCUGCUCAACUACUCUGAUGCAAAAUUCGAUGAGCGUAUGAAGUGUGACACGAUUGGAGUUGAAGAAAUGGAGGAUGAUAAUUCCUUUGACAAAGAUAGGUUUAUGGAGCAAGUACAAUAUGAGGAUGAUGAGGAUAUGGAAGAGGAUAGCAAUUAUGAUGACACCGAUGAUGAGUUCAUCGAAUGAUUCCCUUCGUUCAUAGUAUCUAAUAUCAAUUGUUAGCUAACAAACUUGCAUUUAUGUCUUGAGCUUGAUGCUUUGUUGUAUAUGAUGCAGUAGUGAUCACUAGACUGUCAUUUUUGAAGGAUGUGCUUGAUAAACCAAAUGCUGGAUAUAAUCAAACUGUAGCUUAGAGCUCUGAUAUAUUCAGAUAUUUCACACAAUGCUUGUUUAACUGGGAAAUGAUGUAGCAUCGAUCCUUGUUA